This is a messenger RNA of Sphenostylis stenocarpa, 1536 nucleotides long. Lineage: Eukaryota; Viridiplantae; Streptophyta; Magnoliopsida; Fabales; Fabaceae. The record is from the annotation of a GenBank genome assembly.
AUGCGGAGCUUCAGGAUGAGAAACUUGUUGUCCCGAGUCAAGAGAAGAACAAAGAAAACCAUUAGAAACAGAAACAUAGCCACAAGAAACUGCAUUCCCAUAACAAAAGAGUUAACACGCUCAGUGGAACAAGAAGAUGAAGAAAUUACUGAGGAAGGUUUCAGCAUCAAAAGCUCUGCCCCAUCACACACUCACGGUGUUCAACCCUUGGGAAAUCUCUAUCUGAACCCAGGUUCCGUUAACUCCAGAGACACUGGCUUGGGUAAUCUUCAUACCCUUUCGGAUGAGCUUGUUCUUGACAUUCUCGGGUUUCUGGAAGCUUCUUCUGUAGGAAUUUUGGCCAGUGUCAGCAAGUCUUUCUACGUGUUCACCAACCAUGAACCCCUUUGGAGGAAUCUCGUGUUGGAGAAUCUUCCUGCUGGGUUUCAGUACAAAGGAUCCUGGAAAUCCACCUAUGUUUCUGCUUGUUACCCUUCAUUUGAUGACUCCGCUAUUGCUCUUGGGGGUUUUAAAGUUAGAGACUUUUACUCGGAUUAUCUUUUCCAGAGUUGGCUAUGUGCUAACCUUGAAAUGAAGCCUGAGUGGUUGGAGAGGGAUAAUGUGGUACGGAAGAGGGGAAUUUCGGUUGAGGAAUUUGUGUUGAAUUUUGAGGAGCCUAAUAAGCCGGUGUUAUUGGAAGGGUGUAUUGAUAAUUGGGGUGCGUUGGGAAAUUGGGAUAGGGAUUACUUGAUAAGGUUGUGUGGCGAUGUUAAGUUUUCAGUUGGGCCAGUGGAGAUGAAGCUUGGAGAUUACUUUGGAUACUCGGAUCAGGUCAGAGAGGAAAGGCCCUUAUAUUUGUUUGACCCCAAGUUUGCUGAAAAAGUUCCAAAAUUGGGUGAUGAAUAUGAAGUUCCAGUGUACUUUAGGGAAGACUUGUUUAGUGUUUUGGACAAUGAGAGGCCAGACUACAGGUGGAUUAUUAUUGGACCUGCAGGGUCUGGAUCUUCUUUCCAUGUUGAUCCGAAUUCAACCUCGGCUUGGAAUGCAGUGAUCAAGGGGUCCAAGAAAUGGAUUUUGUUUCCUCCUGAUGUGAUUCCACCUGGUGUUCAUCCUAGUCCUGAUGGGGCCGAAGUGGCAUCUCCUGUUUCGAUAAUUGAAUGGUUCAUGAACUUCUAUGGAGCAACCAAAAAUUGGAAAACGAAACCAAUUGAGUGUGUAUGUAAAACUGGAGAGGUGAUCUUUGUGCCUAGUGGAUGGUGGCAUUUGGUGAUCAACCUGGAGGAAUCCAUAGCCAUAACCCAAAACUAUGUUAGUAGGAGAAAUUUGGUAAAUGUCUUGGAUUUUCUGAAAAGGCCAAAUGCAAGCACACUGGUAUCUGGAACAAGGGAUCGAGUGAAUUUGUACGAUAAGUUUAAGAAUGCUAUUGAGGCUUCUUUUCCCGGAGAAAUUGAUGAUUUGACUCGGAAAGAAGAAGAGAGAAAGAUCCAGCAGAGGAAACUCCCCUUUUGGGAUUCUGUAACAGAUGCUAAUGCGGGAGCUUUCAAGUUCUCUUUCUAG